Saccharomyces kudriavzevii IFO 1802 is the source of this 1866-nucleotide messenger RNA. RefSeq names its product MYND-type zinc finger protein MUB1 (gene MUB1). Gene Ontology annotation, cellular component: MUB1-RAD6-UBR2 ubiquitin ligase complex. Gene Ontology annotation, biological process: ubiquitin-dependent protein catabolic process; establishment or maintenance of cell polarity. The coding region runs from base 1 to 1866 and encodes 621 amino acids. The record is from RefSeq and is a predicted model, not a curated record. The transcript has a single exon. NCBI's taxonomy places the organism in Eukaryota, Fungi, Ascomycota, Saccharomycetes, Saccharomycetales, Saccharomycetaceae.
AUGAGAGAUUCCAACCAUCGAUCAUUGACGUCAAAUAAACCUAUAGUAACGAUAACCUCCACCGUUUAUGACCGAAGGGCAUUAGAUAUCAACUCUAGCAUCCCGCUAAUAAAUUCACUGAACUAUUUAACGUAUCUGACAUCGAAUUCAUCAAAAGUCAGAGAAACAGUGGCCAGUGACGGUGCCCUAGAAAGAUUGGUCUCAAUAUUGAGGAAUUGCCAUUUGAGUUUGUUUGAGCUAUUGGAUUGGGACUUAGAAACUUUCAAUGAACACGAAAACAUUAAGACUUUAUGGAAGGAGAAAAGACUAGCCCUAUGUGCAUGGAAAUGGACUCUAACUUUCCAGUGCCUGGUAUUAACAGGCACCAGAGGAACAGAACAAAUUCGAAAAAAAGUAGUGAUGUCUGGCGUCUUAUCUGUGCUGGUCACAGUAUUGGAUAACUAUUUAUUAUAUCAUAAAAAUUAUGAUUUCAUCAAAGACCAAACCAUGAACUUUGAUUUAAAAGGAAUUACCACAGAAACAAUGUAUAAAUUUCUGAGGAAGGAUGAAAACGAAACGUAUCAACAAUAUAUAGAGUUCAUCACAGGUCAGGAUAAAUUAAAAUUAUCAAAUGAUAAGAAUUUUUUUAACGAACGAUUAGUGGCGCCAUCCAUGACAAUUCCGACUGAUUUCAGCGAUAUAUGGGUCCGUUUCGCAGGUCUCGCUAGCAGUUUUGACGGCCGCAGCAAAGGAAAUGAUGAUGGUAAUGACACUAAUAGCAAUACAGAUAAUACAAAUUUUGAUGAAUGCAAAGAUUUUUUUUCUCAACCUGACGUUAAUAAACCUACAAUCUCCACGCCACGUGAAUUCUUUCUGGGAAGAAUUGUCCCCAAACAAGACGACGUUAUUUGGUCACUUCAAUUAUUAGCUUUUGUCUCUAAAUAUACAUAUAUGAAGUCAACCCUACAAAAUGUCGAGUUGGUUGAAUCGUUAUCAUUUAGAAGUAUGGCAUCCAAGGUUAAACAGAGAAUUUCUGAGGACAAUGACAUAGAAGAACAAGAAAGAAAUGUUACUGUAAAAUUUUCUUCAUUAUACCCCUAUCUACCAAAGGGCCAGGAAACUCCUUCUUCUAGAAAAAAGGAGCUGGAUGUUAGUAAGAGGGAUCCGUUUUUCAAAGAGUUGGAAAAUAUUUCAAAUAGAUGUCGGCAAAAGGAAGAGGAGCAAAAGUCCAAUAAACGCUGUCCCGUUCUCAAUUUGUUUGAGCGCUAUCGUGUACCGAAAUCCAGCGGAAAUGGUGCUAAUAAUAAGGAGAAAGGAAGAAUCACUUUAAAAAAAAAGCUAUCUGAGAAUUUUGAAAGAAAUUGGAACUAUGAGAAAAUGAAAAAGGAACUACCAAAUAGUAUUUGCAGCCACAAAGGGUCACCAAACAUUGUAAACAUCUUCCCUUUAGUAGAAAAAUAUACUGUGAAUACAGAAAAUACACAUGACAUAAUUUAUUGGAGUUCCGUUAUCAUGAGGAAUUCAUGCCGAAAAAGUGAAAUCUUAGGUGUACGCCAGUGUGCUAAUUUCUCAUGCGGUAAAUGGGAAGACUUUCCGAGGCAAUUUGCAAAAUGUCGCCGUUGCAAAAGGACGAAGUAUUGUUCGAGAAAGUGCCAAUUAAAAGCGUGGGGAUAUCAUAGGUAUUGGUGCCAUGAAGUUGGCUCAAGUCAUAUGAGAUCUACGAACACUACUACAGGCGUUAAUACUCCGAAUGAACCGAGUUCCUUAAACACGACUGCCACUACUGCGGCGGACGUAUCAAAUUCCACAAGCACUUUCACUCCCAAUAUAUCCACUACCGUACCUGAUGAAAUAACUAACACAGAUGAUAACAGCAUACCUGAGUAG